AAAGCAUACGAAGUCCCACCAAACAAUUCUUCUGCUGUGUAACGCUAAUGCAGGAGCUAUAUCAAAUUUGAAGCUUAAUAAAUCAACAACGGCAUAUGCAAAACGCAUGUAUAUAGAUAGGAUAGUGUUUUGAAAAUGGUUCGAUAUUAGCUAUAGAAAUAUGUAAUGAUGAUAAAUAUAAGGUUCUAUUUAAAAAUUUUAAUGUAAAUUUUACAAAAUCUAAUAAUUAUCACUACGACCCGACACCACAUUCUUCUAAAAGAUUUUUUUUCAUUUUUAAUACUUACAAUAAUACAUAUAAACCGGACAUACUGUAUAUAUACGGUUAUAAAAUAAUAUCGAUCACGUGAUGAAAUUAAUUCCUUACUAUAUUCAAGUUGAUCUAAGAAAUUUUAAUCGGAUAUGUUCGAUUAUGGUUAAAUACGUAACUAAUACUUUUAUAAACGAAUAUAAAUUGUUUAGGAGAUGACACAUGAUAAACUUGAGUGAAAUUAAUUCAUGAUACCAAAUACUUACAAUCUACAAUUUUAUCCUCAGGAACAAGAAAUACCGUACGAUGAAGAUUUCGAAAAUGUGCCGAUGGUAAAACCUAUACGAAUUGUACAAUUCGUGAGUAGUCAAACAACAAUUGUCAAAAAUUUAUUUUUGAGACGAUUUUAUAAGAUUUUUGUAUGAUUUAGAUAUUACUGGCUUCCCUCAUUGCCUUAACCAUCUACACAUGCUUCAAUAAAUCUCCUUACACAGAAAUAGACAAAAUUCUUUUGUUUUUGGCAUUUGGUACAUUUCUCUUCAUAACAUUUAUUGAUAUUAUCAGCCAACUUGGUGGCGAUCCAAUAACGGAAACACCGGUUGGUCAGAGUUUUUCUUUUGUAUAUUUUUAUAAAAAGUAAUAAGUAUUCGCUAGCUUAUCUAAAUGAUUGAUCUAAUUUAUAAAAAUAUAUAUAGAUUAUAAACUUUUAUUAUUUUUAGAUGUUUCUAUUCGGAGUAGUCGGUGCGGUAAUCAUAUUACUAGCUGCGUUCCAAAUUUUUAGUGUUACUAGAAGAGAAGAAGUGAAUGAUACUUGGAAACUCAUGACGGCGAUUGUUUUAUCCGUGAUUGCUUCUAUCGUAUAUCUAAUCGACGUUCUUUUAAUCUUCUUGUACGGAUAUUGAACAAAUUUUAUUACUUUUACUCGAAUCUCUAUAUAAAAUUUAUUUGUACCAAGUUUAUGAUUCAUAAAAAGAUAAUACGAGCACGUAUAAUAAAAGUUUCAUUUCAAUUGAUUAUAAAUACAAUCAUUGAAAAAAACCAUUCGUUUGUUGUAAAUUAAAAGAUCUAUUGUAACAAAUAUAUAAGGGAAUCGUAAAUAAGAAAGCCAUAAUCAUGGCCAACUCGUAUGACGGAGAUAAACAAAAGAAAUCGAUAUACGAUGACACAGGAAUAGACGAUCUGUACAGAAUUAUUUGACAGAAAGUUUAAUAUAUAUUCCUUAUAUUCAAUUGUAAAAAAAAAAUAUGCUUAGAACAGGUGAGUUUAAUGACGAUUAUUGAAAAAUGAGUCACUUUUAAAAAAUUGUUUUUUUAUCAGAUAAGAACGUCAAAAAAUCUAGUCGAUCAAAGAAACUAUUUUUUUAUCAAGAAGAGGAUACCGUAUAUACGGCUGUAUUAAAGCCGCUUAGAGUUUUUCAAUUUGUAAGUAAAGCAAGUGCAAUAUCAUGCAUAUCUCGGAUGAAUUAAUUUCGAGAAAUUUUAUCGAUUUAGCUCUUGUCAAUGUUCCUAUUCUUUCUGACCAUAUAUAUAUUUUGGAUACCCGGAACACCGUUGUCUACAAUCAUUUGCCUUUCAUUAAUUAUUAUAAACGGUAUCUAUGCCUUUGUCAUGAGUGUGGAAAUAAUUUCUCAAUACGGUGAACAUAGUUUACGUCUCACACCGGUAAAAAUAAUCUAUUAUGUAACAAAAUUAAUUAAUUUUAAACAAUUAUUUUAUAAAAUCAAACGUAUGAAUUAAUCACAUUAUCCGUUAAUAUACUAAGAAUUAUGCUACUUUAUGACAGAUGUUUACGUUCGCCUUCCUGGGUUUCCUGAUCUAUUUUAUUAUCAGUUUAUUCUUACUUCUAUUAUCACAUGCCGGUAACGCUUUUCACCUAAUAAAAACUACAAUGAUAUUCUUCAGUUUCGUUCUAUCACUACUCUUCCUGAUCGACGUUUUGAUUGUACUUUCGUGAGUUUCGAGCUUCGUAAUAAUCGAAUCAUUAACUCUUUUCGUUAUUUAUUAGGAAAAUCUAAGAGCAUAAAAAUACUUUUGUCGUUAUAGUAUCUGGAAAAAUAAGUGUAAAAUGUAUCAAAAGACUUGUGAGGAAAAGGAUAUCCUUUCCAAGGGAAUAAAUACACCAGUUAUAGCAACAACUCUACCGACAGAACAAAUGUAUGUGCGUGGUAUUCAGUAUAAGAAACGUGAUGCAUCGACUAGCAUUAGCGCCAUAAAAUUACCAUUAACUAAUGAAACUACCACACCGGAUCACGGCUUGCGAAAAACGACCAUUGGUCAUCGACGAGAGUACGCCGAUCGUCCGACUAGUACCCCGUCAGUAGCUGUAAAAAUCGCCGCAAUUCAAACGAAUCCGAAACAUGCAUCUGUCGAAGAAUCUCAGCAGACAUCUAAAUCCGAUUUGAAAGAAGUUCUGGUACAAACCACGAGUAGAUGCGAGUUUUGCAAUCAACAACUUCAAACUCAAGGAAUUUUGACGACGACACAGCUUUCUACUGAAUGUGCACCUUGUUCAGCGAUUAUCCAGCUUCUACGUGGAGCUGUCGCUACGCCAUGUUGUCCCAAUUGCAAUUGUAAGCCUGAAGUACAAACGAGACAGAAAAAACGAGGCAAUCCAAACCCCGAUCUAAAUGGUGAUCAGAAAAACGUGUUAAAGGACCGAAUGGUAGAAAAACAAAUACAAGUGGGAGAGGAUGAAGUGCAAAUAAGAGAUCAUGAAAUGCAAACGGGAGAGUAUGAAGUGCAAAUGACAGAUCAUGGAGUACAAACGGUGGAUAAUCAAUUGCAAAUGAUGGAGAAUGUACGAGAUCAUUCGAAAAACAAUGAGUCUCGAGUCUUAACGAGUUUUACAAAGAUGACUGUAACAGUACACUGUGCAUCACCAAGCACAAAAAUGGAAAUAGUUUCUUCGACUGGAUCCAAAGAAAACAUCGUUACCACUUACAUUCCGCCACACGGACCACCUGUAAUAUUGGCUAAUAAUGAAGAUUCUCAAAACGGAACUCACGUCGCAGUAUAUCAGCAAACUGAAAAUUCAGUGGCUUCGGUGUUAUAUUCGAAAAAUGAAUGUAAAAUAGGACAAAUUCAAGAAAUCGAGUCUUCAAAUUCAAUUUCUGUGGCGGGUAGUAUCGAAUUAGAAAAAUGUAAUAACGGGAAUGAGAAGAUGAACCCUCCUCUGCAAAUUAAAAAUGAUAAAGAAGACAUUAAAAAAAAUGAUAUUAAAGAAGUACGACAAAAUCAAAUUUUAAGUUCGAGGAUACCGAAGUCAGAUACAAAUGAUAAUCCUACGAGUAAAGGUCGAAAAAUGAGAGAGCAAUCUAAUCCAUUGAAACAAAAUAAAAAACUUAAGAAAUCAGGAUAUGCAACAGGGCUGAAGGACAAAAAAGAUGAUAAUCGUACAUAUUCGAGAUUUUUACCACUAGAAGAUAUAAAGAUAAAGGAUCCGAAGGAAAUAAAAACUAACGAACAGAAUUACAUGCAGAAUUUUUGCAUGCCCAUAAUCCCGCAGGAAAUCAUUGAACAUCCACAUUGUGUUAGAACUAGGACCAUAUCAUCGGUUUUUCAACGAAACAAUAGAAUUGAUCCAAUAUUCCUACCGGAAUGCGAUACUUUUGUCGCCACUGAAAUAGAGAAGCCAUAUAUUCAAGGUGAUAUUGACCCUUCAGAUGUUGGAGCUGUUUACUACUCUCCCGAUUACAGCUACGACAAAUAUAAUCAUGUGCACGAAAUGUAGAAAAGAGAUGGUAAAAGAAAGUCCUUAUUUCUUUUAUAAAGAUUGUAAUCUCUUUUGUUUUUGUUAUUAUUAUUGAUUAUCUUUUUGUUUUUUUCAUUUUUCUUUUAUCUGUCUCUUCUUAUCUUUUUCUUUUUUUUAUUUCCGAUUUUCGCAAGUUUAUAUCUUUUAGUAUUGUAAUAUUUACAAAGCAAUGAAAGAAGAGUAUAAAAAUUUAACUUUUUUAUGACUUUGACAAAUUAAUAAUUUUAUUUAGGUACUGAAUAUCACGAAUCAAAGUGAAGAUAUUUCACAAGAGAAUUUUAACUCUGGAAAUACAAAAAAUGCAAGUAACAAAGGAGUUGUUUCUACAUUUUUCUAAGUUUCCAAAGUGUUUUUUUAAUCGUAAGAUAUUGAUGAAAUCAUACAUAUAAAUUAAUUUUGUUUAUAGGAGUACGACGAAAAACUUACUUACUGUAACAGAUGUGGCCAAUUACAAUAUUAAAUAGUUUUAACGUCUGUGAUUUUUCGUGAAUUAAAACGUAAGUAAUUUAUUGAUUUAUGAUAUAAAUCGAACUUGGUAUUUAUGUGAUUCAAACAUUUUCUAGAUUCUUUUGCAAAACGAUUAUUGUUAUCACGACGUUGAGAAGGUGUCAUCGAUUGAAGUUAACAAAACAACAAUAUUUGUAAUCUACUUUAGUCGAAUAUUUUAAACUAAUAAUAAUCAUAGUACAUGUAAAUAUUGUACAUUGAUAGAAAUAUCUAUUUGAACAUAACACUGUAACAUAAAAAGAAUUUCACUGGACAAACAUACUUUCGUUACGAUAAAAACGGUACGAAA
Vespula vulgaris is the source of this 4796-nucleotide messenger RNA. RefSeq lists its product as uncharacterized. Lineage: Eukaryota; Metazoa; Arthropoda; Insecta; Hymenoptera; Vespidae. The record is from RefSeq and is a predicted model, not a curated record. Bases 2315 to 3979 code for a protein of 554 amino acids. The transcript has 10 exons.